Truncatella angustata is the source of this 384-nucleotide messenger RNA. Its product is annotated as ATP synthase complex subunit H-domain-containing protein. NCBI's taxonomy places the organism in Eukaryota, Fungi, Ascomycota, Sordariomycetes, Amphisphaeriales, Sporocadaceae. Gene Ontology annotation, biological process: proton motive force-driven ATP synthesis. The record is from RefSeq and is a predicted model, not a curated record. The coding region runs from base 1 to 384 and encodes 127 amino acids. The transcript is spliced from 3 exons.
AUGCUCGUUCAACUCAGGGCUUCGACCGCUCGCUCGGCCGCUUCGGCCAUCACUCGCGUUGCCAGAGUGAACGCCGUCAGAGGAUUCAUCGCCCCGACUGUCUCGCGACGAGCCGACUUCGUCCAGGAGCUUUACCUCAAGGAGCUCAAGGCCUACAAGCCCACUCCCAUCAAGGAGUCUGACUCCGUUGGUCAGGUCCAGACCUUCUCUGCUCCCAAAACUCCCAAGUCUCCCGAGGAGGCCGACCUUGCCAGCAGCUUGAAGGAGUACGAGAGCAUGGCCGUCGAGGUUGAGGGUCAGGAGGCCGUUGCCCCUGGCGCCGCCGCCCCCGUUGUUGAGGACUGGCUGGUCGAGGAGGAGGAGGACGAGCCCGCGCAUCACUAA